AUGGUUCUCUUAUUGUGUUGUUUGGUAGGUAUGAUUGUUACAUCUGCUUUGAUUAUAUGGAAAGCGUUGAUGUGUGUAACGGGAAGCGAAUCUCCGGUGGUUGUUGUUCUCUCUGGAAGCAUGGAACCUGGAUUUAAGAGGGGGGAUAUAUUGUUCUUGCACAUGAGUAAAGACCCGAUUCGAGCAGGUGAAAUUGUUGUUUUCAAUGUUGAUGGCCGUGAUAUUCCGAUUGUCCAUCGUGUCAUUAAGGUUCACGAAAGAGAAAACACAGGUGAAGUCGAUGUUCUUACAAAAGGUGACAAUAACUACGGAGAUGAUAGACUUCUCUAUGCUGAAGGACAGCUUUGGCUUCAUCGACAUCAUAUAAUGGGCCGUGCUGUUGGGUUCUUGCCUUAUGUUGGAUGGGUGACUAUAAUCAUGACAGAAAAACCUAUCAUCAAGUACAUUCUCAUAGGUGCAUUGGGUUUACUUGUUAUAACAUCCAAGGAUUGA
This is a messenger RNA of Arabis nemorensis, 492 nucleotides long. The record is from the annotation of a GenBank genome assembly. Lineage: Eukaryota; Viridiplantae; Streptophyta; Magnoliopsida; Brassicales; Brassicaceae.